CAGCUUUUCGGAGCUUAAUCCUCCCUCUUUUCUCUGUGCAAGCUUCAAGCGUAGCUCGCACCUUCUUUGCUCUCUUUGAACUGAAUUCUUGUAGUUUCUCGCCUCACAUCUGCCAGUUUCGCUUGUCGGCUGACGCCUGCUCAACGUUCCCUCUCUAUAAGUCCGCUUUCCAAGAUCUGCCCCGUACUUCGACGCCCGCCGUGAUGGCGUGGGCACAUAACGCCGUCCUUCCCUUCUUCGUGUUGGUGAUGGGAAUGAAGGCCAAGCUGGUUAUUCACCCCCUCUACCACAGCAAGAAGAUCAACUGCAACACCACCAACUUCCCCAACAACGAAUGGGAGGCCGAGGUCAAGAACAUCAUCGUGAAGGCGAUGAGGACGGCGUUGGGCGAUCUCGCCGAGGAGAGCAACAACAGCAAGGACAAGAAGAAGCGGAAGAGCAACACCGGCAUAAUGAAGGCACAGAACAAGAGAUGCAAAAUCGAGGGAUGCGAAGAACCGCUGGCAUCAGCGGGCAAAGUGUGUUGUGUCUGCAACAUAAUGGUGUGCAUUAAGCAUGGCAACAACAAGGAGUGGGACGGCAACAACGUAGUGCAGAUGAUCCUGGACGUGUGCGAUGACCAGGGCUGGUUGUCGAGGGGGGCAAAUUCAUCUGCCUCAACUACAUCGUGCCCAAGUUGGAGGAGGUGAGAAGCCAACAAGGGCAAGGAUGAAUGCGACAAGGAAUGAUUACGUGCGUGUAUGUGUGUGCUGUCAGGAGUUGAGGAUGAUUCAGGCCAAAAACGCUGGCACCCACUGUCCGCUGGACAAGUCGAUGCAGAACCUGAUCGACGAGUAUGCACCCGAGUACGCUAAUAACGAUAUGGAGAACUAAACUGAUUAGUUGCGGUGGUAGUGUAUAGGGGAGAGAGAUCGGGAGAGGGUGUCGAUUAAUCGUUCGCUCUGUACGUGUGCAUAUCUAUCUAUCUCUCUGUCUGUGUGCUUGCAUGUGUUGAUAAAUG
Vitrella brassicaformis is the source of this 1000-nucleotide messenger RNA. The record is from the annotation of a GenBank genome assembly. NCBI's taxonomy places the organism in Eukaryota, Vitrellaceae.